UCCAUCCUAAACCAUAUGCUGAGAGUAGUCCGUUUAAAACUCGUGACACACAGAAUUUCAGUUGCAUCACAGACACUUACAGAAAACAUUACAUACAUAAUCUCAAAACAGUGAAAUCACCCGCCUCUCUUUCUCUCUUUCAUUACUACAUUUACGAGGUAGGUCUGGUCAUAUUAGUAGUUUUUGAAACGAGACUGUGAGACUGUGUUUUACAACAUUAAACUAAUCAAUAUUAUUAGCUGCUAUUUGCCAUUGUUUUAUCCAUUUAACUCAUUCUGUGUCACUAUUUGGCAUUAAUCAUUGUCGUGGCUGUUACUGAUUGGUCCAGAAGAGGGCUCUUUUCUGGACCAGGUUCUAGCUUCAACCUUUUUUCCUGGCUUCAACUAAACGGCGACUCUGGAUUGAACUGUCUGAGAAGUAAACAUUCCACUGCUCAGAGUAGAAUGUGCUGGAUGCAGAAGCUGAUUUCUUUGGUUUUCCUCUCAGAGCAGAGCACAAUCUCAAGUCAUCAGAGUAACACACAGACACCGAAAAUGGGCAAUGACUCCUCAUGCGAUGAUCAGGUGAGACGGGCACAAGAGGAGACGCGUCAGCAGGAGAGGGCACGUCUGGAGGAGCUGCAGCGUCAGUGGGAGUCGCAGCGUCUGCAGUUGGAACGUCAGCGGGAGUUGGAGCGUCAGCAGGAACGGGAGCGGGAGCUUCAGCAGGAGCGGGAGCGUCAGCAGGAGCGGGAGUGUCAGCUGCAGCGGGAGCGUCAGUGGGAGAGAGAGCGCUGGAAUUUGGAACAAGAGCAGCGGAGACUGCAGCAAGAGAAAGAAAUGAUAGAAAGAUUGCAAAGCGAGCGAGAGGAGGAGCAGAGGAAAGUGAUAGAGCAGCAGCGAGCAACAGAACAGAAGGAAAAGGAGAGAAUCCAGAAGAAAUUAAGUGCUUAAGACAGGGCUCGGCAACCCAAAUGUUAAGAGCCAUUUUGUCCUUUCAAUAAAAAAAUCAAACCACA
This is a messenger RNA of Pygocentrus nattereri (red-bellied piranha), 997 nucleotides long. RefSeq lists its product as uncharacterized. NCBI's taxonomy places the organism in Eukaryota, Metazoa, Chordata, Actinopteri, Characiformes, Serrasalmidae. The record is from RefSeq and is a predicted model, not a curated record. The coding region runs from base 444 to 932 and encodes 162 amino acids. The transcript has 2 exons.